AUGUCCCACAAAGGCUUUUGCGUGAUGCUUUGCCAGUGCCAAAGCAAUCUUCACCUUCUUGACAGGAAAGGCAAGCUUCCUCGAGCUGGCAGAGUGAAGCAUCUGUUGUGGGCAUUAUACUACAUGAAGUGCUACAAUAUUGAACAAGUGAACAAAAUCUUUACCGGUACAACGCGCAAGACGUUCCGGAAGUGGACUGAUAUCUUCAUGGAAGCAUUGGCGGACCUCCAUGAGAAUGUGAUCCGUUUUGAAUAUAGAUUGAUAAAUGAUAACGGAGCACCUGCUAAAGUAACUGUUGACGGCACCGACUUUCGUUCACCUGAGUACUCUCCAUUCAAUCCGGGGAGACUGUCACACAAGUUUGAUGGACCUGGAUUUCGCUAUGAGGUCGUUAUCGCUGUUGCGACUGGGCUAAUCUGCAGCAUCAAUGGUCCUUUCAUAUGCGGUGAAUGGCCGGAUAUUAAAAUCGCAAGGAACCAUCUUCACGAAAUUCUUCCACAAGGAGAAUACUACCUCGCUGAUGCAGGAUAUCGUUGCCAACAUUCUCCAAGUAUCACCAAGUUUGAUAUUCCAGAUCAUGAGAGAGAGACAAUGGAUGAGUUGAUGGCUUAUCAUGAGAACAUCAACGGCAAGUUCAAGGAUUGGCGCAUAAUGUCUGAUCGCUUUCGCAACUCUGAAGAGAAGCACGGGGGAGCGUUCUUUGCAGUUGCUGUUCUGACUCAACUUGAAAUUGCCGAGGGUAUGCAUGUUUGGUAA
Messenger RNA from Cylindrotheca closterium, 756 nucleotides. Lineage: Eukaryota; Bacillariophyta; Bacillariophyceae; Bacillariales; Bacillariaceae. The record is from the annotation of a GenBank genome assembly.